This is a messenger RNA of Brassicogethes aeneus, 1608 nucleotides long. Lineage: Eukaryota; Metazoa; Arthropoda; Insecta; Coleoptera; Nitidulidae. The record is from the annotation of a GenBank genome assembly.
AUGGAGUUACAAUACAAUAGUGCGAAUACGCGAGUAUUAUGGUUGGCAAUUCUGGGUAUCAUCAUGGUUUGCAGUUCCUAUUUAACAUUUGCAUACAAUCCACUACAAAUAAUCCUCAGAACAUUUCUUACAUUAAAACAAGGAAGUAUAUUUUUUAAUUUAUGGUCCAAUCCACCAUAUGAUGUUUUAAUAAAAGUAUACAUUUUCAAUAUAACGAAUUCAAAUGAGUUCCUAGCUGGGACAGAUCCGAAGCUUAACUUUACUGAAGUUGGCCCAUAUUAUUACAAGGAAAUUUUGACUAAUGAAAACGCCACCUUUAAUGAAGAUGGAACUAUUUUAUUUCACCCAAAAAGAAGAAUUGAAUUUGAUAGCGUCAGAUCUUUAGGAAAUCCAAUGACAGACAGAAUUAUUUCACCAAAUAUUCCAAUGAUUGGAAUACAGUCUUUUUUAAACCAAGAAUCAUUUCUUAAGAACCUGGCUUUUUCAUCAUUCAGUACAUCAGUUGGAGCACAAUCUUUUUUAAACCUUACAGUGAAUGAAUAUCUCUGGGGAUAUGAAGAUAAAUUGGUUGUAUUGGCAAACAAAUUCAUGCCAUCUUGGAUUGACUUUGAUACUUUUGGAAUUCUCGAUAGGUUGCUAAAUAAAGACAACAAUAACGUGCUAAAAAUCUCAAAUAAUCCAGAUCUUACAACUGCUAAUGCAUUCCUGACUCCUCAAGAAAACAAAAUGCAAUAUCAUAUCGUAGAAGUUAAUGGUUCCCCAGGAUUAAAAGAAUGGGGUUGGCAAGACCCUAUUCGCAAUGAAACAAUAGAAAGCAACAAGCGUUGCCAAUUGGUGGCUGGUACUUUUGAAGGAACCAUUAUGCCAAGCUUUAUGGAGGAGAAUACAACGUUCCAAAUUUUUAGAAAAGCUUUCUGCAGGCCUGUUCCAAUGGAAUAUAUUGGUAAAGGAGAGGAUAGAAAUGGAUUUGAAGCUUAUAACUACAGAAUUUCUGAUAUGUUCUUAGAAACACCUGAAGUUUAUCCUGAAAAUGAAUGUUAUUGUGUGAAAGGUAGAUGUUUGCCAAAAGGUUUGGGACACCUUUCACCUUGUUAUUAUGGUAUUCCAAUUACAAUGUCUCAUCCGCACUUUUUUAAUGGUGAUCCGAGUCUAGUUAAACAGGUGAAUGGAAUGAAUCCAGAUAGAGAAAUCCACGAUAGUUUAGCACAAGUCCAUCCUACAUUUGGAGUUCCUUUAGAUGGUCACCUUAAAGUACAAAUCAACUUGGAUGUGGGACAAACUAGAAUGAACUACAGAACUACACCUUUGAAUGGCUUGCACUUGCCAUUAUUCUGGUUGGAACUAACUGUUGGUGAUUUCCCUGACUUGGUUUACUAUUCAAUCUUAUUUUCCUGUCAUAUUCUUCCCGUCGCCCAAACAAUUAUUAUGUAUCUUUUGGGCUUCAUAGGUUUAGCUUUAAUAUCAACUUCAGCUUUAUUGGUACUUUUCUUUAACGCUCCAAGUAAAUUUAAUGACAGGUUAAGCUUAAAAAAAGAUUAUAGUGCAAUACCAACUAUUACAAUCCACCAGCAGUAUUUUAAACCCGAAAUUAAAAUAUCUAAAUGUUAG